AUCAACCAAGAGCCGCUACCGACGCGAUCACGACCACCCAAAUCAACGAAAUCAACGUGUUUUUUAUGUUUGGGAUCGCCUAGGUACGGCCCUGCAAAAUAAAAUUUAGUUUGAAAGUUUUUUUGUUGUUUCAAGAUGAUCAACAGGAAUUCGAUGGUUGCUGCAGUUCUUUUUGUGGUUUUCGUACAUUUUUGGAUGGUUGAAGCCAAUACAAUCGGGGUUUGUAUACGAAACUGUGCCCAAUGCAAGAAGAUGUUUGGACCAUAUUUCGAGGGACAGCUUUGUGCAGAUGCCUGUGUCAAGUUCAAGGGCAAAAUGAUCCCGGAUUGCGAAGACCUGUCAUCUAUAGCGCCAUUUUUAAGUAAAUUUGGACAGUACUAGGUACUGUUCUAGUUUAACUUGCGGGCUUCUUAAUAUUCUUUGUGAUUCGGGAGAAAGUUUACCUUGAUUUGGUUGCUACUACAAACUACAACGAUUUUCGAGCCUUCUGUAUGGAGAAGAAGAAAUUGAACAGAUGAAAUACACUGUUGUG
Messenger RNA from Sitophilus oryzae (rice weevil), 532 nucleotides. Its product is annotated as eclosion hormone. Gene Ontology annotation, biological process: neuropeptide signaling pathway; ecdysis, chitin-based cuticle. The record is from RefSeq and is a predicted model, not a curated record. Gene Ontology annotation, molecular function: ecdysis-triggering hormone activity. The transcript has 2 exons. Lineage: Eukaryota; Metazoa; Arthropoda; Insecta; Coleoptera; Curculionidae. The coding region runs from base 136 to 381 and encodes 81 amino acids.